AUGUACAUUUAUAUUGGAUUAGGGGUUUCACUAAUUUUAUUAUACACUUUAGUGAUUAAACCAUUUAUCUCUCUUUUGUUAAUCAAAAUCAAAUUUGGUAAAUAAGCCAAAUUGAUUUUCUUUCCUAUCUUUGGAGAUAUUGUUGAAAUUUAAGGCUCACUUAAAAAAUAUAAUGAUCAUUAUGAAUCAAUUAGAAGAUACUUUAGAGAAAACAAAGAUUUAAAAUUCAUUCUUCUAAAUGUAUUCAAAACUCCAUUCAUUUUAAUUGGUGAUCCUGAGAUUAAUAAAUUAAUCCAUAUUAAUCAUGAAAACUAUAAAAAAAUAGAUUUUCUCAAUAAUAAGUACUAAUUAUCUAUAUAAAUAGUUCUCGUCUUAUGGGAUAGGGUUUGCUAUAUUAAUAUGGUUUAAAGUGGAAAAAUUAAAGAUAAUUACUAGGAAAACCAUUUGAUUAUGAUAGACUAAAAUCAAGGAUUCCAAUGAUGAAUUAAGUAGUCAAACUAAAAUUGAAAAAUACUUAUUAAACUCCUUUAGAUUUAACAAGAUCUAUUGCAGGGGAAGUUGUAAUAUAAACAUUUUUUGGAAAAGAAGCAGAAAAUGCAGAACUUAAUAAAAGAGAAGCUUAAUCUGAAAUUGUUGAAUUAUUUAAUGAUGUGGCAGAAGCAAUUUAUGGAACAUUGUAUGGUUUUAUGAAAUGGAUGAUUCUGGGAGAAAAAUAAUGGAAGAUAUUUCCAAAUAAAAUGGAAAAGGAUAUUAAUAGAAGAAUUGAAGAACUUACUGAAUUUGCUAGAAAGGUUAUUGAUAAUAGGAUUACAAAGAUAAAAUAGGAGGGAUUUAAAAAAAAUGAAGAGGAUUUUGAUUUUUUAGAUAUUCAUUUAAAAGAAUUUUUAGGAGAGAAGAAUUCAAGUGGAAUUACUAAAGAUGAAAUAAUCUCUUAAUUUAUAACUUUAUUUUUUGCUGGUACUGAUACUACAUCAAGUGUUGCAGCUAUGAGUUUAUUUUAUUUAGCAUAAUAUCCAAAUGUUUAUGAAGCAUUGGUUAAAGAAAUAGAAAAUGUAAUUGGUGAUGGUGAUGUUCUUGAUUCACAUCUUUCAAAAUUAUAAGAAUUAAAUUCAUUCAUUUGGGAAGUAUUAAGAGUUAGAAAUCCAGCUAGUGGACCAUUAGUUAGAAUGGCUAUAAAGGAUGUAACAUUAAAAGAUUUACAUAUAAAAAAAGGAUGGAUUGUAAUGCCAGCUAAUUUUGUUUAAUAAUAAACAGAUAAAUAUUUUUAGAAUUUUGAAGAUUUUGAUCAUAAAAGAUUUAUGAAAUCAUAAGCAAUUAAAGAAGAUAAUGGUUUUGUUAAUAUUCCAUUUUCUGCAGGACCUAGAAAUUGUAUUGGACAAGUAAAUUAAUAUUAUUAAUAUUUAGCAUAUGGCAAUUAUGGAAAUAAAAAUCAUAUUAUGUCAUAUUUUAAGAGAAUUCAAAAUUAAUACAGUACCAGAUAAGAUGAAAAAUUUAUAAUGGAAAGCAAAAUUUUUAUAUUUUCAUGAACCUUUAGAUUGCAUAUAAUUAGUCAAAAAAUGA
Messenger RNA from Paramecium pentaurelia, 1560 nucleotides. The record is from the annotation of a GenBank genome assembly. Lineage: Eukaryota; Ciliophora; Oligohymenophorea; Peniculida; Parameciidae.